Messenger RNA from Sebastes umbrosus (honeycomb rockfish), 2919 nucleotides. RefSeq names its product aminopeptidase N-like. The record is from RefSeq and is a predicted model, not a curated record. Lineage: Eukaryota; Metazoa; Chordata; Actinopteri; Perciformes; Sebastidae. Gene Ontology annotation, molecular function: zinc ion binding; peptide binding; metalloaminopeptidase activity. The transcript has 21 exons. The coding region runs from base 16 to 2883 and encodes 955 amino acids. Gene Ontology annotation, cellular component: cytoplasm. Gene Ontology annotation, biological process: peptide catabolic process; proteolysis.
AUACAGGCAGACAACAUGGGGAAAGGUUUCUACAUUAGUAAAGCUGUCGGGAUAGUGGGCAUCAUCCUGUGUGCCGGGGCCCUGGCUACCAUCAUAGCUCUGUCUGUUGUUUACUCACAGGAAAAGGCAAAAAAUGAUAAUCCGGUCUUGCCAACGGAUGGAGGAACAACAUCCAAACCCACCGUCACACCGUCCAAUGAACCUUGGGACAUGUAUCGGCUGCCCAAGAGCCUGGUGCCGGACCAUUAUAAUCUCACCCUGUGGCCGCGGCUGACUCGAAAUGAAACAACUAACCUCUACAUCUUUACUGGUAACUCCAGUGUGGAGUUUGAGUGCACUGAGGAGACCGACCUGAUUCUUAUCCACUCCAAUAAGCUGAACUACACCACAUUGGAGAAUGACCGCUUUGCAAGGCUCACCUCUGUCAAUACUGGGGUCAAAGCCCCCUCAAUCAAGUCUUCCUGGCUGCAGGAUGAAACUCAGUACCUGGUCCUACAGCUGGAUGGUAAACUGCUGAAGGACCACUGGUACCACCUCUACACUGAAUUUACUGGAGAGCUGGCGAAUGACCUGGGAGGCUUCUAUAGGAGCGAAUACUUAGAGGAUGGAGUGAAAAAGGUUGUUGCUACUACUCAGAUGCAGCCGACAGAUGCCAGGAAGGCUUUCCCCUGUUUUGACGAGCCAGCUAUGAAAGCUAUUUUCUACAUCACGCUGAUCCACGACCGUGGAGCUGUAGCCCUGUCCAAUGGCGAGGAAAAAGAAUCAAGCAAUGUCACCAUCAACGGUCACAAUGUGCAGCAGACAGCUUUUGAGCCAACAGAGAAAAUGUCCACUUACCUGUUGGCAUUCAUUGUCAGUGACUUUGCCUUCAUCAAUAACACCAUUGAUGGAGUUUCGAUCCGCAUCUUCGCCAGGAAGCCUGCUAUUGCUGCUGGGCAAGGACAGUACGCACUUAACAAAACUGGACCCAUCCUUAAGUUCUUUGAGAAAUAUUACAAUUCCACGUACCCUCUGCCAAAGUCUGAUCAGAUAGCUCUCCCAGACUUUAAUGCUGGAGCCAUGGAGAACUGGGGUCUGAUCACAUACAGAGAGACGGCACUGCUGUACGAUGUGGCGUUCUCCUCCAACUCCAACAAGCAGAGGAUUGCGACCAUCAUCGCUCAUGAACUGGCUCACAUGUGGUUUGGUAAUCUGGUGACCCUGAGGUGGUGGAAUGACUUGUGGCUGAAUGAAGGCUUUGCAUCCUAUGUUGAGUACCUGGGAGCAGACGAGGCUGAACCCGACUGGAACGUGAAAGACCUCAUCGUGCUCAAUGACGUCCACAGGGUGUUUGCCGUCGACGCCCUGGCCUCUUCUCACCCCCUGUCCUCUAAGGAAGAGGAUAUCCAGAGACCAGCACAGAUCAGUGAAUUGUUCGAUGCCAUCUCAUACAGCAAGGGAGCCUCUGUUCUGAGGAUGUUGUCGGAUUUCCUAACUGAAGAAGUCUUCACAAUGGGACUCAGGACCUACCUGGAUGAAUUUGCGUAUGGGAACGCAGUGUACACAGACCUGUUCGAUCAUCUCCAGAUGGCUGUUAAUGCUAAUGGCACUCAACUUCCUGACACUGUCCAUAACAUCAUGGACACCUGGGUGCUGCAGAUGGGCUUUCCUGUGGUUACCAUAGAUACCAAGACUGGGGUCGUAAUCCAGAAGCACUUUCUCUUGGAUCUAGACACUUCUCCCUUCAAUUAUAAAUGGAUUGUUCCAAUCAAGUGGAUGAAGACUGGAGUCAUCCAGCAACCCCAGUGGCUGAAGAAUGAAUCAGCCACAAUUGACGUGAUGAAGGCAUCAGGUGAUGACUGGGUGCUGGCCAACCUUAAUGUGGUGGGCUACUACAGAGUCAACUAUGACGCGGACAACUGGGACAGACUCCUAAAUGUCCUAAGGACCGAUCAUAAGCUUAUUCCAGUGAUCAACAGAGCUCAGUUGGUAGAUGAUGCCUUCAACCUGGCCAGAGCAAAGAUCAUCCCUACAGUACUGGCCCUCAAUACCACCAAGUACCUCGACAUUGAGAGAGAUUAUAUGCCCUGGGAGUCAGCCCUGAGCAACCUGGACUUCUUCUACCUCAUGUUUGACCGCAGCGAGGUUUAUGGUCCCAUGCAGGAUUAUCUGAGGAAUCAGGUCACCCCUCUGUUUAAUUACUACAAGAACAUGACUGACACCUGGAGCAAAGUACCUGAUGGACACAUGGACCAGUAUAAUCAGGUGAAUGCUAUCAGCCUGGCUUGCAGGACAGGCCUUGAGGAAUGCCAACAUCUGACCAAGGCAUGGUUCAAACAUUGGAUGGACACCAAUGAAAACCUGAUCCACCCCAACCUGCGCUCCACUGUGUACUGUAAUGCCAUUGCAGCAGGUGGGGCUAAAGAGUGGGAGUUUGCUUGGAAACAGUUUGUCAACUCCAACAUUGCCAGUGAAGCUGAAAAACUACGCUCUGCCCUGGCCUGCACGAAGCAACCCUGGCUGCUCAACAGGUACCUGGAGUACACUCUGGAUCCAGACAUGAUCCGAAAGCAGGAUGCCACCUCCACCAUUGUCUACAUAGCCAACAAUGUGGUUGGUCAGUGUCUGGCGUGGGACUUUGUGAGGGCUCAAUGGUCGUUCAUUUUCAAGGAGUAUGGUGGCGGAUCAUUCUCCUUCUCCAACCUCAUCAAUGGAGUCACUAAGCGUUUUUCCACUGACUUGGAGCUUCAACAGCUGAAGCAGUUUAAGGCAGAAAACAGCGAGGUCGGUUUCGGCUCUGGGACCCUGGCACUGGAUCAAUCCAUUGAGAGAACCAUCAGCAACAUAAAAUGGAUCACAGAGAACAAGAAGAAUGUUCUGGAUUGGUUCGGUGGUGAAGCAUAAUAUGACCAUCUUCAAAAUAAAUGGGAUGUAAAUUUG